Megalobrama amblycephala (Wuchang bream) is the source of this 1522-nucleotide messenger RNA. Its product is annotated as C-type mannose receptor 2-like. The record is from RefSeq and is a predicted model, not a curated record. The transcript has 7 exons. NCBI's taxonomy places the organism in Eukaryota, Metazoa, Chordata, Actinopteri, Cypriniformes, Xenocyprididae. The coding region runs from base 163 to 1149 and encodes 328 amino acids.
AUAAAAAAGGUUUUUGUUUAUUUGUGUUUUUUUAAGAGUGAAAUAAACAAAUGAUGUGAUGUACUGAAUGAGAGCAGAUAUAAUAAUCACUUUGUUUAAAGACGGACAGAAACAUCAGACUCAGGACAGAAACACACAACCUCUAAAAUUUCUUCUUCAGAAAUGGACCAAACUCUAUAUUUCAUUCUUCUUCUCAUUGCUCUCUGCUCCGUAUCUGAAUGUGUUCAGCGUCAGUAUCACUUUAUAAACGUGAGGAAGACCUGGACUGAAGCUCAGAGAUACUGCAGAGAGAAUUACACAGAUCUGGCCACCGUUGACAACAUGAACGACAUGAACGAGUUCCUUAAAAGUCUUGCAGACAUUUAUGUCUGGAUUGGGCUGCAGAAGACGGGUGUCAAUAAAUGGCAGUGGUCUUCAGGUGAUCCUGCGCUCUAUCUGAACUGGGCUCCUGGACAACCUGAUGGCACAGAGUGUGCUAUGAUGAGAGAUGGACAGUGGGAUGAUUAUUCAUGCAGUAACACCCUGACCUUCAUCUGCAAUUCAUCUAACAACAUGAACACAGGACUCGUCUUUAUCAAUCAGACGAAGAACUGGAGAGACGCUCAGAGUUACUGCAGACAGAAUCACACUGAUCUGGUCAGUGUGAGGAACCAGAAUGAGAAUCAACAGCUUCAGAAGUUCAUCAAUGAUAAUCACAUAUCUGGUGAUGUCUGGAUCGGUCUGUUCAGAGACUCAUGGCAGUGGUCAGAUCAGAGUAACUCCUCAUUCAGAUACUGGAGUCCAGAUAAUCUGAUUCUGAUCAAAGAGAAUCUGACGUGGCCUGAAGCUCUGAGAUACUGCAGACAGAAUCAUAUGGAUCUGGUCUCGGUUCAUUCAGAAGAGAUUCAGCGUCGUGUGAUGAAUGUGGUUAAACAGGCGUCUACUGAGGCGGUGUGGUUGGGUUUACACAAUUACUGCCUUAUGAACAUGUGGCUCUGGUUGAGCGGAGAGAUCGUGUGCUAUCAGAACUGGGCUCCAGGGAACGGAGUAGAACCGGAAGACUGUCGCCUCGAGAAGAGAAAAGGAGCAGUUCAGUCUGGAGGAGAUCAGCGCUGGAUCAGCCUUCCUGAAUCUCGCAAACUCAACUUCAUCUGCAGAAAUGAUGAGUGAAAAAACAUGUGAAUGUUGAGGUUAACUGUUUUCAUUCUUCAUUUUUUCUCUUAUUUACUUGUAUUUGUUUUAGUAAGUUCUGAGUGAAUCUGCUAACUGCUAAAUUUUAAUCAUCAUGGCAUAAUAUGAUCUUUUUAAAAUGUUUCAACAUUAAUGUUUAAUAUUCUUUAGAUGUUAAGUGUGUUUUAUAAAUCUCUCUGUAUAUCUGGUGUGGUUACGUCUCUUUAUGUUUUCACUAAUCUUAUCUAUAUCAGUAACUGGUUGAAUGUGAAUCUGUGAGCAGCAGCUCUUCAGAAUAAUAUUGUUUGUGUCUCAGAAUGAAAUCUGGUUUAUUCUUAGAAAAGCUGAAGUGAAGUUUGGGUAUAAAAUAUCU